AUGUCUCGAAAGGAGGCUUCCCGCAAAACCAUCCUUCCCAAGACUCUUAAAGACUUGCGAUCUGUAAAGGACACAUUGGUUACUCCUCUUGAUACUGCAAGAACGACAGAUCAACCUCCAGAUGACCUGUUAUGGAAAGAGGAGGAUCCGUCUACGAAAUACAUUUUGUCUCAUAAGUUUAAUCAAGCGGGCGCAGGAUGGAUUGGUUUCGAAAACUGUCAAGGACUCCGCACGGUUUUUGUCAAAAUUGUCAAGGCUACGAGUCACCAAAAACUUCAAUUCCAUAAAACCGAUCAAGCCAACCUGAUCAACUUACAAGAAGUGUUUCAUUCAAAGAAUGUCACCUAUCUGAUUUAUGACUUUGAUCGCUGCGAUCUACCGCUAUCUAUGGUCCACGCUAGUCCAAAUGUCCAAUUCACCGAAGCUGAUAUCGCCAUAGUCUGUCGCCAAGUCCUCACGGGUCUUCAGUAUAUCCAUGAAAAACUCAAGAUCAGCCAUGGAUCUAUAAAACUUUCAGACUUGGUGCUAAGUCAGUCAGGACAGGUCAAAAUCGCCAAUAUCGGAGAAAGCAUGCUCCAAGGCAAGACUUUAGAGCACAGAAGAGGAGAUCUACAAGGACUGGCGCUGGUUUUGAUUCAUUUGAAAAACCCCCACACAAUCUUGGAAGAUGGGAGAAUGCAUGUAAAUAAUCCAAGAGAUGUGUCGCGUGAAGCUUGCGAGUUCAUCGAGAUGACCAAGAGCGCCACCUAUCGAGAACUAUUUCAAGUAAGUCAAUUCUAG
This is a messenger RNA of Talaromyces stipitatus ATCC 10500, 780 nucleotides long. RefSeq lists its product as uncharacterized. Gene Ontology annotation, molecular function: protein kinase activity; ATP binding. Lineage: Eukaryota; Fungi; Ascomycota; Eurotiomycetes; Eurotiales; Trichocomaceae. The coding region runs from base 1 to 780 and encodes 259 amino acids. The transcript is spliced from 2 exons. Gene Ontology annotation, biological process: protein phosphorylation. The record is from RefSeq and is a predicted model, not a curated record.